Messenger RNA from Penicillium odoratum, 333 nucleotides. RefSeq lists its product as uncharacterized. The record is from RefSeq and is a predicted model, not a curated record. Lineage: Eukaryota; Fungi; Ascomycota; Eurotiomycetes; Eurotiales; Aspergillaceae. The coding region runs from base 1 to 333 and encodes 110 amino acids. The transcript has 2 exons.
AUGGUAAUAUUCAGAAGAUCAGAGAAGACCUGGCUCACGUAUUUCCCGAUUUUGCCUCGGAGAUCGAUAUCUUCUCUCUCCCGUCAACAUCUCGAUAUCGUGAUCUGGCGCUUGGAGUCGAAUCCUUCGCUCGGUAUCGGUGUGUACUCUCUGACAUGGCUUGUUGUGGCACUUGAGAAGGACAUGGAGAUGCCCCGUAUUGUGGCGUCGCGGAGUCAUAAAAAAGGCAUUGAGGUCACCACGAAUGCUAUCCCUCAAUACUCCAGCGGGCGCAUCGGUAUCGCGAGCGCCAUGACCAAGACCAAGGGCUCCCCUAGAAGAAUUUUGCCGUAA